This is a messenger RNA of Miscanthus lutarioriparius, 210 nucleotides long. The record is from the annotation of a GenBank genome assembly. NCBI's taxonomy places the organism in Eukaryota, Viridiplantae, Streptophyta, Magnoliopsida, Poales, Poaceae.
AUGGCAGCCCGGGUGGGGGUGGGUCGCGGCCUCGCCGCCUCGGCCUGGUCCGCUCGUUCGUUCGUUCACGUGAUGCCGCCGGCCGGAAGGGGAGAGAAUUCGUUUCGAGGAGGCCAGGAGGCACGCACAACAGCUACAGAGAAAGAUGGCGGCCCACGCACACAUUGUUUUACUGAUUCCAUUGGUUUUACGUUUGAGUUCAUGAGCUAG